Megalops cyprinoides (Indo-Pacific tarpon) is the source of this 2038-nucleotide messenger RNA. It is a transcript of the gene lacc1, whose product is annotated as laccase (multicopper oxidoreductase) domain containing 1. The coding region runs from base 277 to 1569 and encodes 430 amino acids. The transcript has 6 exons. Gene Ontology annotation, molecular function: copper ion binding. NCBI's taxonomy places the organism in Eukaryota, Metazoa, Chordata, Actinopteri, Elopiformes, Megalopidae. The record is from RefSeq and is a predicted model, not a curated record.
CAGUAAUGUUGUAACAGAGGUUGUGCUUCCGUCUUAGGGCUGCCAUCUGAAAAAGUAAGUCAAGGGUGCAAUGCGCAUAUUUAGCCGUUUUUUUCCCAGCUCUAUUUAAACAUGGUAUAGAAGGACCACCUCACGGCAAACACGUACCGACGUUAAUUUCGGAGUUGCACUCGUAGUCUAGUGCUGCAGUUCUGGCCGUUAAUUUGCAUGACAGGACACCAACUCAGACGUCUGAGGUGGAUUCACGGUUGCUUGAGUGCAUCUGUCUGAGAGCAAAUGUCUAAGGUGGUGAUUGUGGAUCUUUUUCAUAGUCAUUGUCCUCAGUACAAUGACUGCCUGUGGAAAAGUAUAAAGAAAGCAACAACUGUCAUAGGCAAUAGCAGGUACAGUCAUGUGUAUCUUAUGCUUCACAAACAUGACCAGACCUCUGCAGAACACAACGGAAACCGUGUCCUACAACUGGAUGAGUUUUUCAGUCAAAAUGAGAAUACUCGCGUUUUGGAAUACGACUCCCAGGCAGCUUCAUUGUACCGCUUCAAGCAAGACGUGGACGAGCUCGACCUGAGCGCUAUACUGGUUUUAACCUCCACCCGGAGGUUAGCAGAGCUGCAGGCCUUCCAGGAUCAGCUGUUUACGGCCGUUUACAACUUCGAAUAUACAGCCGUCUUCGAUGAGUGUCCUGUUUAUGGCGCUACAACCUUCACCAACUCAAUGCAGUCGGAGGUCAGGGAUCAGGUCGCUACUUUUAUGCGCCAGCUACCAGCGCUCAAAGGAGAGAUUUCCAUCCUCAAGUCGUCUUUAAUAUCAGACUGUUUCUCCCACGGUUUCACCACCAGAACGGGAGGCAUCUCCUGCAUCCGAACCCUCAGCUCCCUCAACCUCUUCAGCAGCUUCCGCCGCAGAGACCCCAAGGCUGUCGUUGCAGAAAACCUCAGACGCUUGGGCCUCCGGGCUGGUUUUGACCCUGACAAGUUCCACCUCAUAAAAACAGACCACGCCAGCGAUGUGUGGGUGAUGGGAAAGCCGCCACCUGAGAGCUAUGAUGGAAUCGUAACCAACCGACCCGGGGUGAUCAUUGCGGCCCCAGGGGCAGACUGCAUGCCGCUGCUCUUCACUGACCCCGUGGCAAAGGUCAUUGGUGUGGCUCAUGCAGGAUGGAAAGGGACCUUAAUGGGCGUUGCCAUGGCAACAGUGAACGCCAUGGUAACUGAGUUUGGCAGCAAGGUGUCUGAUAUUGUUGCGGUAGUUGGCCCUUCUGUGGGACCCUGCUGCUUCUCACUGGAGAUGGAAUCGGCACAAAAGUUCCACGAUAUUCAUCAAGACUGUGUCAGAGCCAAGGGGUCAACAAUGGCCUACGUUGACAUCAGACUGGCUACAAGAAUUCUUCUCCAGCAAGGUGGGCUCCUCCCCGAUCACAUCCAGGACAACACUGUGACUGACAGGCCCAACCUCACCCUGUGCACCGCCUGCCACCCUGACACCUUCUUCUCCCACGUCCGCGACGGGAACAACUUUGGCACACAGAUCGGUUUCCUGUGGAUAAAGGACUCGAAUGAAAGUCAUCAAUAAAGCGAUGAAAAAUUUUGGUGCAGGCUACAGUAGUCAAGACACAAUCAAAUCGUGCUGCAACAUUAGGACAUAAAUUUGUGAUUAUUAUUAAUAAAUGCUGAUCUUUACAGAGACUGCAUAAAUGUGUCAUUUUGCAUUCAGCCGUUUUAGUGGAGGAGUGAUUGUUCCAUGCCCUAAUCAGAGAUUUCAGAUGCUGUGGGCCCCACAGAAACUGCCUGCUAGUGUGGGGAAUAAGAACAGUGUGGUUGUGUCCUUGAGACAGGAGGAAAAGGGUGUAUUUACAGGGACAGUGAUUUAGCUGGCUGCUGGAGAAAUGUGUCACACAAAUCAAAGGCAGAGGACACCUUUGGCAUGGUGUCUUCAAUCAAGGGCUUUACUCUGCACAGAAAAUGAAAUGAAAUUAGAAUGAGAAAUGAAAAUAGGACAGAUUAGAUUCAAAGGGGAUGGGCCGUCUGGAUUUGCCCUCAAU